Theileria annulata is the source of this 882-nucleotide messenger RNA. RefSeq lists its product as uncharacterized. The record is from RefSeq and is a predicted model, not a curated record. Gene Ontology annotation, biological process: exonucleolytic trimming to generate mature 3'-end of 5.8S rRNA from tricistronic rRNA transcript (SSU-rRNA, 5.8S rRNA, LSU-rRNA); poly(A)-dependent snoRNA 3'-end processing; U4 snRNA 3'-end processing. Bases 1 to 882 code for a protein of 293 amino acids. Gene Ontology annotation, cellular component: nuclear exosome (RNase complex); cytoplasmic exosome (RNase complex). Gene Ontology annotation, molecular function: RNA binding. The transcript has 6 exons. NCBI's taxonomy places the organism in Eukaryota, Apicomplexa, Aconoidasida, Piroplasmida, Theileriidae.
AUGAUGGUUGACACGAAUGUGGUGGUUCCCGGCGACGUUGUGAGCUCGGAUUCCUCCUUUUUACUUCAAGGCCAUGGCACUUACGUUUCUGAUAAACAACUCAGAGCCAGUUACCUGGGCUCAGUUAAACAUGUGAACCAGCUGGUUUACGUAGAACCUUUUGGUGGUAAAUACGUCGGACAAAUCGGAGAUAUCGUUAUCGGUGUUGUCGACAGUAUUCAGGGCAACAAGUGGCUUUUGGACGUGAAUUCUGUCGAACUUGCUCAGCUAUCAAUCCUCCAAGUAAACACUGAAGAGUUGGCGAAUCGUCGGAAAAUUGACGAGGAUAUUUACGAAAUGAGUAACUUGUUUAAUGUGAACGACAUUGUUUCCUGCGAAAUUCAGCGCAUUUCAUCCACUGGCACAAUCAUGCUCCAAACUCGCACCAGUAAAUACGGGAAGCUUGAAAAUGGGAUUCUCGUCAAAAUUAGGCCCAAUUUAGUCAUUAGGAAGGGCAAGCACAUUUACGACAUGGUUUGCGGGUUUUCAGGGUAUAUAUGGCUCACAAGUCAAAGGGCCCAUGAAUUACUAAAGAGACAAGACGACUCUCUUGAAAAGCAAAAUUUCAUUACUCGGGUUUGUACAAUCAGGAGCAUCUUACUAAUGUUUUCCUCCAAGCUCAUUAAGGUAAACUUUGAAGUGAUUGAGAAGGCAUUUAAUAUCUACUCUCACCUCUUCCCUGAUAGUUGUAACUGUCGCAUGAAGCCACCAUGUAGCAUGGUGGUGAUUAAAACAGUACACCUAUGCCCGGGAGGUAAUUUAACAAUCAAGUAUAAAACUUUAGAAUUAUAUGCACUUUUACCUUUGUAUAUAUAUUCAAAGAGUAGGAGAUUAUUAAAUUAA